AUGGUGAGCCGCUCUGCGCAGCUGCCCAACGUCCACCUCCGCAAGGAGUGGCAGCGCUUCGUCCGCACCUGGUUUGACCAGCCGGCGCGGAAGCAGCGCCGCAGACUGCAGCGCCAAAAAAAAGCUGCCAAACUCGGAGUCCGACCGUUGGGCCUGCUGCGGCCAGCUGUCCGCUGCCCCACGCAGAAGUACAACAUCAAGCUGCGGGAAGGGCGCGGCUUCACCCUGGAGGAGCUGAAGGCCGUGGGCAUUUCCCCCCGAGUGGCCUUGUCCAUUGGUAUUUCUGUGGACCACCGCCGCCGCAACAGAUGCCAAGAGUCUCUCAACACAAAUGUCAACCGCCUCAAACUUUACCUCAGCAAACUCGUACUCUUCCAGCGCGGGUCUAAGGCGAAGAAGGGUUUGGCUGGCGUGCCUGCGGACACCCCGAAGUCGCAACUUCAAAACGUGAAACAGGCGAAAAUUGCGGAUUCGCUGCCGAUCGAGAGGCCCCGGAAGAAGAUCCGCGCCAGGGUGAUAACGGAGGAGGAGAGGAAGUUCCGCGCCUAUGCCACUCUCAGGAAGCAGCUCAGAGACGCGAAGAACGUUGGCAAGCACGCCAAGAAGCUCGCAGAGGAGGCCGAGGCAGCAAACAAAACCUCCACGAGCCCUGUGGGGCCCCGUCUGGGGGCCCCGGGGGGCCCCCCAGGGGGCGCCGGGGGCCCCGGGGGCCCCCUGAACCCCACAGUGACUGCACUGGCUGAGGCCUUGACAAGAAACCAGCAAGAAUUGGAGAAGUUGAAUGCAAGUCUGAGGGAGCGAAUUUCGCUUUCUAGGGGCCCCCAGGGGGGCCCCCAGGGGGGCCCCCGGGGACCCAGGAGGGGCCCCCCGGAAGAGGGGCCCCCCAGCAGAGGCCUUUCUCCGGGGGGCCCCCGCAGGCCCCUGGGGACCCCCUCUGUGCGCGCUAGGGUCAGCAGCAGGGGGGCCCCCCAAGGGCCUGGAGGGGGGCCCCCGCAGUCCCGGGGGCCCCUCAAGGGGCCCCCCGAGAGGCAAUCUCUGGGGGCCCCCCAGGGGGGCCCCCAAGAUGAAAUAACGGAAGAAGAGAAGAUUCGGUUUAUGCUGGCUCUUGAAGAAGUGGAGAGGCAAUUUGGGGAGAGGCUGGGGCAGUGCGUGUCAGUAAUGCCCCAAGAGCUGUCCAAAAAGGUGGCGGAGGCGGGGCCCCUCGAGGAGAAGCUGCAGCAGCUGCGCGCUGCUUUGCUGCAGCUAACAAGAGAAGCCAGGGAGACGGGGCUUUCUGCUGCUGACAGAGAGGGCCUCCGGGCGCUCAAGGCCCACAGAAAGCGAGAAGCAAAUCUGCAGGCCGCCCUCACAGAUGCCCGGGCCAAACUAACUGCCACAAAAGAACAAGUCUCCCGCCUCCGGCGGCUGCUGCUGCCGCUGCAGCACAGCAUUGGGGCUUAUGUUGCGCUGCAGCGGGGGGCCCACCCCCCAGGGGGGGCCCCCCAAGAGGGUACAGGGGGCCCCAGUGGGGCCCCCUAUGUCCCUUACCGUCCCGCAGUGCCCGCCAUAGAGGGCCUCGGGGGGCCCCCGGACUUAGAGGGGCCCCUCAGUGUGCAGCUCUUUGAGGGUUCAGAGAGGGGGGCCCCCCUGGUUUCCCUCUCCAGCCCGUGCACCCCAAGACCCUCCCCGUGUUUCGGGAAGAAGUCGGCUGCGAAGCCUCCGGAAAAGAAGGAUGAGGCCCCCGAGAAGCCGGAGAGUCCCGUUAAAUCUCCCGCAGAAGACGCAGGAAAAGAGGCGGAGCAGCCAGCAGAAGCCGAAGCCCCACAAGACCCAGAGGAAGAGGGGGCCCCGGGGGCCCCCCAGGACGUGGAGGAGGAGGCCCCCGCAGACCUGGAGGAAGAGGCCCCUCAGGACCUGGAGACGCUUCGGCGGGAAGUGUCGGAGCUGAAGAGGGAAAGAGAAGAACUGCAGCAAAAAGUUGAAGAGGCCGAACGCAAAGCAGCAGAACUUGAAGACCAGCUGCGCCGCCUGCCCAGCCAAACCCGGCAGCAGCUCCAGCAGACGCCCUCGGGCCUGACCGAGCGCCCUUCGGAGCUGCAGCAGGCCUCUGGCUCGCCCCGGGCCCUCAGCAGCAGCGAGGGGCCCCCUGGGGGGGCCCCGCAGCAGGAGGACUCUGGGGAGACAGCCCGGCCUGCGUCGCUGUCGCAGUCAGGGCCCCCGGGGCCCCGGGCAUUCCGUGGGCAGCCCUCUGCUCGCUCGCGGGGGGGCCCCCCUAAGGAGGCUGAGGCCGCAGCCUCCAGGUCCCCCACAGCCGCCCGAUCCCCACAAGAUGCCACUUCGGAGAAAGAUGCCCUAUGGGGCCCCAGGGAUACCCCGCAGGAGACGCGGGAGGGCACCACUGAUGCUGCUGCUGCUUCCAAAGAAGACGGAGAAGCCACAGAGGAGCCCCCCGAGCCCAGAGCCGUUCGCUCGCUGCUCUCCGACGAAGACAGAAAUGCAGAACGGCAGCCACGCGAGCCUCCAGAAAAGGCGGACACGAAAUCCCUCACUGGGGUAGUGGCCAUCUCGAAGCCGCCUUCGAAAGAAAGUUCUUUCCAAAGACUCCGAAAACGGCUGAGCCGCACCUUGUCACCCAAGGAGGAGCGCGCAGCUCCCAAAUUGUCCAGUGGACUUGGAAGGACUCUGAGGUCCCAGAACUCCUGCGUGAAGUGCGAAGCCCUUGCGGAGGAAAGGGCGGCGCUGCGCGCAGAACUCAAGGCGGCCCAGGCCCGCUGCGAGCAACUCAAUUUGGAGAUCUUGCAAGUCACUGAAAAGAAGCGCCUGCUCAUAGAGAAGGUGGUAGACGACCACCUCAAGGCUGAGCGGGCUCGGCUGUUCUACCAGGGGCGGCGGAAAGGCCUGGAAAUGCGCGUUGCUGCAUUGGUGGACAAGGUCUUCGAAAUGGAGAAGGCUGCACCAACGCUAAGCUGGCCCACCCGCCGGGCCCGUGUCCCGGCGGAGUCCUUCGUCUUUCCUCGCGGCGCAGAGGAGGCAGCAGAAGAGCACACACGCCGCGACACGCAGUUGAUUCCGCCUUACGUCUUUGUCGAGCUUCCUGAAUCCCCGGAUGUGUCGGGAGAUGAACAACCCUCAAGGCGACGGACAGUCUUGGUGCCUCUGCACUUGUUCGACGAAGAAGCAAUGCAAAAGGCGGCGCAGCGCUCUGAGGCAGCUGCCACCAGGCGGCCCACAAUUGCACUGCCGCGGUACGUAUUUGACGAGGACGCCAUGUUGAAGUCCCAGAAAAGGGCAGACACAGACGGGAGGAGGCAGACUGUGGCUGUGCCUGCUUACUUGUUUGACGAAGCUGCUGCUGAGAAGGCAAGACAGAGGAAAGUUGCUGCUGCAUCCCCUCGGCGCCCCACAACUGUUCUGCCCGCCCACGUAUUUGAUGAAGAGGCUCUCCGCAAGGCCCAGGCCAGGGCGGAAAACACUGAAAGAAGACCUACCAUGCCGGUCCCCGCAUACCUGUUCAAAGAGCCCAAGGAGGAGAACCGCAGGCCCAGCACCUUCAAUCUGCCCGCAGACCUUUUUGCGGAGGGCCAACAGGAGCCCUCCGCACCCCACACUUCGCCACCGGCUCAAGAGACUAGCCGCCAGUCCUCUUUCUUUCCUUAUAGUUUGUUCAGCAGCCUCAGCAGGCAAAGCCGGGACCAGGAACAGAAGCAAGGAAGCGAUGCUUCCGGCCCAGCGUCGCAAGGACCCUCGGUUCACGACUCGCAACAUGAAUCGCGCAGAGUCUCACCUGUGGAAGUCCCCGAGUCGGAGUCCGAAGAAGCGGCUGAGUCCCCAGAACCUCCUCAAGGGACUCGUGUCCGUCCUCUGUCUCAGCCUUCUUCCCGGCAGAGCAGCAGCUCCUCGCAAAGUGGUUCGCCCUCGGACGCCACAGCCAAAGAACUAGAGCAAGCGGCUCCGACCAAACAAGAAAGAAAGGGUGCCGAUUCAGCAGCAUAA
Molecule: messenger RNA, 3972 nt
Organism: Eimeria tenella
Lineage: Eukaryota; Apicomplexa; Conoidasida; Eucoccidiorida; Eimeriidae
Product: 60S ribosomal protein L13, related
Exons: 17
Coding region: 1-3972 (1323 amino acids)
Biological process (GO): translation
Cellular component (GO): cytosolic large ribosomal subunit; ribosome
Molecular function (GO): structural constituent of ribosome; RNA binding
Source: RefSeq, a predicted model, not a curated record